This is a messenger RNA of Chelonus insularis, 593 nucleotides long. RefSeq lists its product as uncharacterized. Bases 128 to 481 code for a protein of 117 amino acids. The transcript has 2 exons. NCBI's taxonomy places the organism in Eukaryota, Metazoa, Arthropoda, Insecta, Hymenoptera, Braconidae. The record is from RefSeq and is a predicted model, not a curated record.
CUUAUACAAUCAGGAAGUAGUCGUUGUUGUGUAAUGAUCUGACCUGAUAUAUUACUGUGGUUUAUUGUCAUUUUUUUAGUAAUAUUUUGUAUUUUGUAAUAUCACAAAGGUAUUAAUUCUCAUUACAAUGAAGACAUUUGUUUUCAGUGUUACUUUUCUUUUGUUUUCUGUUUUGCUCUUAACAGAAUGUCAACCAGUUUCAUCAGACAAAUCUUUCCAAGAGAGAGCCCAAGAAGCUUUAGAUGCUAUGACACAAAAAACUAAAGAAAUUGUAGAGUCUGUACAAGAAUCUGCAAACCGAGCUUUAGAAUCAGCCCGAGCUAAAUGGCAAGAGUUCAUGAACUCUACUUCGGUACCAUCUAUUGAAGGAGAUGAUUCAGGUAGUCAAAGUUUGAUGGACUUUGGUAAAAAUAUCAUAUCUAACAUCAUGGGAACUCCUACAACUAUUCAACCUCCUGUAGAACCACCUGUAGAAAAUUAAUCACUUUUAAUCUAAUAAAUUGGUACGGUGGAUGAAUUUAAUAAUAUUUUAUGUUACAAUGUACACAUAUUUUUAAAAUAAUCUUUUCAUAUGUAACAAGUAGUUUAUAUUA